CACACACACACACACACACACACAAAACCCCCCACUGGUAUUGGUAUUAGUGGCUUCUUCCUCUGUCCUUGGUGCUGAACACUGAUUUCGUGAUGCAGUGACAUUUUACCCAAUAUUUCGGGGUAUCUACAUCGUACUGCCUAAUGUCUUUAUCAGUCUAUAAUAAACAGUACCGUACUAUGAUUUGGUUUUAAACUGUCAUCAUACCAUAUUUUUUAGAACUUCAAAAGGUCAAUAUAACUGGCUUACUCUGGGGGAUUGUUAGACGUGUUGGGGUGUGUUCGUUAUCUGUGUUGUGUUCAGUGCCAUGUAGUAAACCACACAGAGGGAAAUCAUUGAAUAAAUUAACGCUUAGGUGAGAGCACUGCCCCCUGAUAAUUGAAUUGAAGGUUUACAACGCUAUAAAACUUUCAACCUCUGUAGCACCAGUGUCAUUUGCAAAACAAGUUAACGUACGUCUUCACGUUAGACGUCUCCACAGUUACAGUAUGACUUUAUUCAUGUCUGUUGCAGGGCAAGUUGCUGUAAUACACCACCACAAACUAUAGAAAUUUUUAGACAUUAGAAAAAAGUAGAUGGUAUUAGUUAAAUUGGAGAGAUUUAAAUGUAUUUAAAUUAGAUACAAAUCCAAAACAAUAGUACGUAACCUUUACAAACGUCCAGUCCAUGGAAACACUAUAGAAUUCCAUUGCUUUGUUCAGGAGUCUGUUUUAGUCUUUAAAACAUUUUUGUCCAUUCUCUGCUGCUUCAAACAUGGAUGGUGUUCUGCUUUUUUUUAUUUUGAUUUGCCACAAUUUGAUUUGGUCUUAUCUUGAUCACGUAUGUUACUGAACAUAUGAUACAUUUGUCUCUUUGAAUACUGUACAGUCCACUGUUGUAAUUAUCCUCCCAGUCUCCUGGUGACGCUCUUUUAUAAUGUCUGACUCGUGGAUGCUAUGCCGUGUCUCGCCCUAUCUGUGUCAGUGGAACUGGAGAAUUGGGUUGGAGCCGAGGGCUGUGUGUGCCUGUGUGUGCUUGCGUGGGUGUGCAAUGGGGGAGGGAGGGGGUGAGUGCGAGAGAGAGAGAGAGAGAGAGAGAGAGAGAGCGAGAGCGAGCAGUGGUGAAAUGGGAAUAAGAGAGGAAUCCAAGCUGACAGCUUUCCUAAUAGAGCAUGAUUAACUCAGCCGGAGAAGCAGGGAAUCGUUGUAUUACAGCGUAAUUUUCAGUUCCAUUUUUGGAUGUAUAUGCUUAGGAUUUGGCUAUGAUGUCGACAGUGCAUUUGUUUCUGAAAGCAUGUUCAAUUAUGGAGCACUCGAAUAACUUCAAACGGUGGCUGCGUUUUCUCGUGUUUAGCCUCCUUUUUGGCGUUUCGUUUGGAGAAGUCCGUUAUGUGCUUCCAGAGGAGAUGCAGCGGCGCUCGGUUAUCGGGAACGUUGCGCGGGAUCUCGGACUGAGAGUGGCGGAGCUCGGUGCUCGUCGAGCCCGGGUUGUUGCAGAGGGAACCGGCCAACUGUGUGAACUGGACACUGCGUCAGGCAAUCUUUUGAUCAGCCAGCGGAUAGACCGUGAGGAGCUCUGCGCACAGGCAGCUGUCUGCAUCGUACAGUAUCAGCUCCUCCUGGAAGAUCCCCUUCAAGCAUUCAGCCUAGUUUUGGAUGUUGCAGAUAUAAAUGACAACAGCCCCGUUUUUGUUGCGGGAGAGAUACAUUUAGAUUUAGUCGAAUCCACAGUUCUAGGGAGGCGCUUUCCGUUGGAGAGCGCGCAUGACCCCGAUCUGGGCACCAACUCUGUGCGUGAAUACAAACUGAGCCCGAAUGAUCAUUUUGCACUGGAAAUGAGUAGGCAACUAAACGGCAAUGCCUAUCCUGAACUGGUUCUCAAAAAAGCUUUGGACCGGGAGGCACAAGCUGAACAUUUCCUGAAAAUAAAUGGAAUCGACGGGGGUAAUCCACCCCGAUCGGGAACUGCUUCCAUCCACAUCCGUGUUUUAGACGCCAAUGACAAUAUCCCGGUUUUCAACCAACGAGUUUACAAAGCCUCUGUGCCAGAGAACGCGCCCUUUGGGACCGUCAUAUUAACACUGAAUGCCACGGACUUGGAUGAAGGUGUUUAUGGAGAGAUAACGUACUCCUUCAGUCACCUGUCGGACAAGAUGGCGGGAGUGAUUGAGAUGAACCCUCUGACUGGAGAAGUACGGGUGUCGGGUCGUAUCGAUUACGAAGAGGCUAGCACGCACGAGUUGGACGUGCAGGCUAAAGAUGGCGGCGGUCAGGCCUCUCACUGCAAACUUAUAAUUGAUGUCAUUGACGUAAACGACAAUGAACCCGUGAUAGAAAUAAAGUCGGCCUCUGCUAACUUGGCUGAAGACUCUAAAUCAGGAACAAUGGUCGCUCUGAUUAAUAUCUAUGACCUGGACACCGGAAGCAGCGGGCGUGUCACGUGUACGAUCUCCAACAAUGCUCCAUUUAAAUUUGUUUCGGAGGUGAAAAACUAUUACAUGUUGGUGAGUGACGGAAAACUAGACAGAGAACUUCAGCCGGAGUAUAACAUCACAAUCACUGCCACUGACACGGGCUCUCCUCCGCUCUCCAGUGUUAAAGUUCUCACCAUCGUGGUCAAUGAUAUAAAUGACAACCCCCCGACUUUUACGCAGAGCGACUACGAUGCCAACAUUUUGGAAAACCAACCCAUCGGCACGUUUGUGAUGCGAGUGAAAGCAGAGGACACUGACGACGGACCUAAUGCUAAAGUGCUGUACCAGAUAUCCAACUCAGAAGUGUCCUCUUUUCUUACCAUCAACUCUGACACAGGGGAGCUCUUCACAUCGCACCCUUUUGAUCACGAACAGUCAGUUCACUUCCAAAUCAAGGUGAUAGCUCGAGACGGAGGCGACCCCCCGCUCUCCACUACCUGCACUAUAAACGUUUUCAUCAAGGACCAAAAUGACAAUACACCUGUUGUCCUCUACCCGGUCCAAACCACCGGGUUCAUCGCUGAAGAUGUGGUGCCAAUGGAGGCGCCCAGGGGCUACCUGGUUACCAAAGUGGUGGCUGUGGACGCCGACUCUGGCCACAACGCGUGGCUUUCCUACAGAAUAAUCAAAGCAACGCAGCCUAACCUGUUCGUGGUUGGUCUGCACACCGGGGAAAUCAGAACAGUGCGAGCAUUCAUGGAGGACGAUGAGUCGAAACAAUCUGUUGUCGUUCUGGUAACGGAUAACGGACCGGAAUCUCUCUCCGCCACUGCUUCAGUCAGCAUAGUGAUCGGUGACGGCCUGCCCGUUUUAAACGAACUCUUUGAGUUCGCCGAUGAAUCACAGAACAGCGGUAACUUAACGCUCUAUUUGGUCAUAGCUCUGUCAACCGUGUCCUUCCUGUUCCUCCUGUUGAUCAGCGGCGUGUUUUAUUUUAAGCUCUGCCGUCGCAGUUAUGUUUGCCGGUCCACCACCGCCAGUCUACCCGUCUUCCCCACCACCUACUGCCCCCCGAGCUUUACAGAUUUAAGUCGCUGCGGGACCCUGCUGAAAGACGACCGGUACGAUUCCUUCUUGACCACUGGGUCGUGGAGAGGCGAUUUCCGCUUUGCCUCGAGCACAGACACUGACACGCUGAAAAAAAGGAGUGCAGCCUAUCAGAAAAGCACCCUGAGGCGCACUAGUGCAGACAGAGCUACUCUGAAGGUGAGGGCAGGUGUCCCGCAUCCGUUCUACGUGGUCCAGUGAGAGUCGGUCGAGACAUACAGUAAAUAUCUGGUCAAAUCUGUGCAAUGGAUUUCGUUCGGAACGUCUGACUCUCAGUUAUUAUAAAUUCAUAAUUUUUUCAACUUUGUAUAACUGCUAGAAACAAUCAUACUGUUGUCAUGUUAACACUGACAUAUGUUGAUGAAUACGUUGUAAGUGCAUCACAAUGUUUUGGAAUAGUCUUUGAUAUUUUCAUGUACCCCCUUGUUCUCUUAUUUUGUCCUGAGUGAUAGUCUCUCUUUCUCUCUGUCGUACUCUCUCUUCUUCUAAACUGCUUGCUCACCAUAUUAAGUUUUCUCUUAUUUAUUAUCUAUAAAUAUGCAUUGUUUCCGGAACAAGUUGACUAAACAGCUGGUUAUAGAAAGUUCAUGAACAGAAUUAGCAUGAUUAGUAUCCAUUUUCCUCAUAAAAGCUCAAUUAUAAUUAUUGAAUUGUCAGUUAUGAAGGAGAAUAUCACCCAUUAAACAAUUGCAUAUGGCUGAUAUAUCUCAUAUUCUGCAUUUGAAAUGCAUGGUUGACCUCCUCCGACAAUAUUUAUCCCCUUGUCUUCCAAAAGUGAUAUAGUUGAGGGAAAUAUUCCUGGCUGUUGUUUUGCUUUGUCUGUGGUAAACUUGUUUUUCCCUAUUUA
Scophthalmus maximus (turbot) is the source of this 4346-nucleotide messenger RNA. Its product is annotated as protocadherin beta-3. The record is from RefSeq and is a predicted model, not a curated record. Lineage: Eukaryota; Metazoa; Chordata; Actinopteri; Pleuronectiformes; Scophthalmidae. Gene Ontology annotation, molecular function: calcium ion binding. Bases 1241 to 3700 code for a protein of 819 amino acids. Gene Ontology annotation, biological process: homophilic cell-cell adhesion. The transcript has a single exon. Gene Ontology annotation, cellular component: plasma membrane.